CUGUGGAUGAGUGGGAGUGAGUCUUUCUUUUUGGCCUAGUAUUGUCAUUGUUGUUCCGGAACAGCACAACUCUUUUUUGAACGAAAUAUGACGCGAAUAUGGGACCUUGGGCGAAAUAUUUGUAGUCGAUUCGAUACUUAGAUUCACGAACCGCACUUCAUAAAAUAAUUGCCACAAAUUACUAUCUAGAGGUGAGCAGAAAAUUGCACACUAUGUGCGCCAAAGUGUUAAUAUAUUGUUAUUACUGUGCGGUUACUGUGCUAGUGGUAAUUAUGGAUAAAAUUUAUGCACAAGACCUAUACAUAUCGAACUUGGAUGACAAAUGUAUUCAAUGCCUAUGUGCAGCUGCCAGUGCUUGUAAUCUGCAAGCAGGAUGUGAAGGUGGAUAUUGUGGACCAUUUCAAAUAGAACGGAGGUAUUGGAUGGAUUCUGGGAGACCGACGGUAGCAAAUGAUGAUCCUGAUAGAGAUGGAGCAUAUGAAACUUGUGGAACCGAUUAUUCAUGUUCGUUGAACACAUUAAGAAGUUAUAUAAUCAGAUAUGCAACGGAUUGCAACGGCGAUGGAGUCACAAAUUGUGACGAUUAUGCAAUGCUAAACUAUAACGGAAGAAACUUUUGUGAUAAGGAAGUAACAAGAAAUGCCGAUGGAAGAGAAUACAUGAGGCGUUAUUUAAGUUGCAUAAAUGGAUUCUUAAAGAACAACAUUUUCCUAUCAAAUACUUAGU
This is a messenger RNA of Agrilus planipennis (emerald ash borer), 726 nucleotides long. RefSeq names its product lysozyme-like. The transcript is spliced from 4 exons. The record is from RefSeq and is a predicted model, not a curated record. Gene Ontology annotation, molecular function: lysozyme activity. Lineage: Eukaryota; Metazoa; Arthropoda; Insecta; Coleoptera; Buprestidae. Bases 213 to 725 code for a protein of 170 amino acids.